GUGAAACCAGUGAAAACGAAUAGUUGACCUUCUUGGUGGCCCGGCCCUUCUUCAGAAAACUCUCUCUCUCUCUCUCUCUCUUGCUCGAGGUGGGUGGUUGGUGGGCGUGGUUGGUGGGCGAGCUCUGCCAGCGAUUCCCUUCUCCUCUUUGCAUCUCUCUCUCUCUUCCUCAAGACUCCUUUGCAUCUCUGACUCUACGAUCAGCGAUGGAGAGCGUAGCAUUCAUCUCCAGAUCUUCGCCGCUGUUGCCUUCUCGGGAGCUGCGGCUCUUCUCUGGCGGAGCUGGGAGCACCAUCAUCGGAAAAAGAUCUCGCCUUGGCCUCGUGAUCGCCGCCUCUUCUGCUGAUAAGAACGGGGCUAAUGGCAAGAAGGGAGUGUCUGGUGUUCCUAACACCAACUAUGUUGUUCCUUUUGAUAAGGCCUCUACGCUCACCCGUCCCCUUGCUGAGAUCCUCAGGGAUCUCAAUAAACGUGUCCCUGAUAAGAUCAUCAAUCCUGAUGACAAUUCCAUCGCUUGGUACCAUGUCAAUCGGAUGCUGAGUUUCUAUGCUCCAGGUUGGUGUGGGGAAAUACGGGAUGUUAUAUUCUCAGAGAAUGGAAGUGUGACUGUCUUGUAUCGUGUGACAAUUCGUGGAUCUGAUGGAGAGGCUCAUAGAGAGUCCACAGGAACAGUUUCUUCAAACGAUACUCGGUUUAAUGACCACGUCGCGGCAGCCGAACAAGUCGCCUUCUGCAGGGCCUGUGCUCGAUUUGGUUUUGGCUUGUACUUGUACCAUGAAGAUGAAGUGCUGUAAUUCAGAAUUGUGUACCUUUGUUUGCGCACACCAACAUUUCUCAGUUAGAAUUUUUGUAAUUUAAAUGUAGAACUUCUUGUUUAUGUUUUGCUCCUUUGCUUCUAGAAACAAGCUAUAUUUAUAAAUUAAAUUAAAAAAAUUACUUUAGAA
Molecule: messenger RNA, 944 nt
Organism: Dioscorea cayenensis subsp. rotundata (Guinea yam)
Lineage: Eukaryota; Viridiplantae; Streptophyta; Magnoliopsida; Dioscoreales; Dioscoreaceae
Product: DNA repair RAD52-like protein 2, chloroplastic
Exons: 4
Coding region: 207-794 (195 amino acids)
Biological process (GO): double-strand break repair via homologous recombination
Molecular function (GO): DNA binding
Source: RefSeq, a predicted model, not a curated record